Molecule: messenger RNA, 461 nt
Organism: Symbiodinium sp. CCMP2456
Lineage: Eukaryota; Dinophyceae; Suessiales; Symbiodiniaceae
Source: the annotation of a GenBank genome assembly
AUGGUGUUUAUGCUCCUCCGAAGCUUGCAACGCUCGCCGAGGCUGUUUUUGCACUCGUCGCGACACUGCUCGACGUCUGUUCCGGGUUCUGUAAGCCGCGUCUUCGAGCUCUUUGAACGGCAUGGGAAGGGCGACUACAUCGGCGAAGAUGUCUCGCAGCUGGAGCAUGCCCUGCAAGCUGCGGACUUGGCCCACAGGUCAGGUCAUGGGUUAGAAGCAACACUGGCAGCUCUCCUCCACGACGUGGGACACCUCUUGGGCACGGAGGACAAGUCGCAUGCCAGAAUGGGCGAUUGCGGAAUAGCCAACCAUGAGAACUUGGGUGGCGAGUGGCUCGCCGGCCUAGGCUUCUCUCCAAGAGUGUGCAAGCUCGUCUCCCGGCAUGUGGAUGCCAAGCGAUACCUCUGCGCAGUGAACCAGGAGUAUCACGACACACUGAGUUCUGCUUCAAAGACGACCCU